This is a messenger RNA of Sardina pilchardus (European sardine), 2642 nucleotides long. It is a transcript of the gene tinf2, whose product is annotated as TERF1 (TRF1)-interacting nuclear factor 2. The transcript has 10 exons. Bases 224 to 2092 code for a protein of 622 amino acids. Gene Ontology annotation, biological process: telomere capping; regulation of telomere maintenance via telomere lengthening. Gene Ontology annotation, cellular component: shelterin complex. NCBI's taxonomy places the organism in Eukaryota, Metazoa, Chordata, Actinopteri, Clupeiformes, Clupeidae. The record is from RefSeq and is a predicted model, not a curated record. Gene Ontology annotation, molecular function: telomeric repeat DNA binding.
UCCCGGUAAAUUUGGACAUGUUUUUCUAGCGCGCAAAUAGGUGGCAGGAACGGUCUGUAUUCCCCUGAAAAAGUUGUUGAUAAACAAAAGUACAAGUUCCAGAACCAGCAACUGUAAACGACCGGGCUAAUGUUAUUCUACUUUUGGCGCAUUAGCUUGGUAUAAAUAGCUAUAUGUUAGGCUAUUUGUGCAAGAGUAUCAAGACGAAAACAACCCAGGACCGAUGAUGAUGGACACCGAGGGUUCAUCUGUCCCCGUCCUGUCCCUUUGUUAUCUGGCCCCACCUUUACGCCUGAUGUCGGCUGCGAUGUGGAAGGCGAUGUUACAGCAGGACGUGAGCCAGUAUGGGAGGCUGGAGGAGUUUAUAACGUCUACCUGUCAAAGUGUUCCCGGGCUGCUGGACUAUAGACACUAUGUCAAGCUAGUAUUGGGCCUGAGGUCUCGGUUGAUUUUGGAAUUGUGCCGGAACCCUGAAGCCCUUGCUAAAACAGCCAUCCUCACGCAUCUAGAAAAGCUACCAGCCCUGGUCCAGUCUGCCCCCAAUAGGCCGAAAAGUGAUUUGAAAGUUGAAAUGACAUUAAGCAACUUCGAGAACUUAGUCCAGACCCUCCUUGAUGACCCUGAAGAGAGAGAGCUCUUUUUCCAGGAAGAGUUUCCCGAACAGUAUGGCGCACAAUACGACCGAGCCCUGGAGAAACUUAUGUGGGAGUUCUUGAGCAGAUUGGACCAAUUAUUACCAGUUCCAGAUUUGGCACAGACAGUGUCGUGGCUGGCCAAUGCCCCAGCGGUCCUGGACGAGUGCGCCAAGUCCGCCACUCCGCCUCAGCUCCUCAGAAACCUGCUGCAGCACGAGCUGGUCCUCGGCCACGCUGGCCCAGGAGUGUCCAUACCUCCCCGCUCAGGAGAUGAUGUCUGCUCAACGUCCCUCCCUCCCUCUGGCCGUAUCCAAGAAACGCAUCAGCCGGGAUCUGACCCGACCGCUGGCAGUUCGGUUCCAUCGCUGCCAAAGUCCGAUCCACAACAACAGAGGCAAACGGGUUCGCCCAUCGACCCCGUGAUUGGCUCCAUAUCGCUGAUGGACAUCCAGUCAGCUGUAGCAUGCGCCGGGAUCGGAGAGAAGAGUCCUCGACCUGACCUCACCUCGCAACAACCUGACCAUUGUGAUGUGGAACCUGACGCACCAGCUCAAGACUUCACGAAAAUCAGGCAGAAAGCUCAUUCAGCACCUGCCGAGGCUGCUGGGGAAGAGGAGGAACAUGUCAAGAGCGAGAAGGAGCCAAUCAGGCUCCAUGAUGAGGGCGAGGACAAGGACAAGGGUAAAGUGCCCAGGAAGAGGGGAAGGCCACCCAAGAGAAAGGGGCGGAUAGCCCAAACUGACGGGGCAGCGAUGGAGGGGACAGAGAUGCAGGGGCAGAAGAACGUGACAAGCGACCCCACGAGCGCCAGCGCGACGGCCCGAGAAGAGGACGGAGCGUCUCCACGGCCCUCCCGUUUGAAGCGACAGCCGAGAGUGGUCCUCCGGCGACUGCACAAGACGAGGGUCACCAGGGUCACGAGGCAGAGAGACGUCGGGGCCGCGGACAUCGCACAGAAAAGGGACGACUUGGCGGACGCGCUGGCCUCCUGCGCGAGACGCCGGCUGACGGUGGUCGUCCAGCGGCUAGACAUGUCGUCCCCUGCCGUUCAGGCACUCUUAAAGCGACCUCCGGUAGCUACGCCUGAACGCCAAACGAGGAGUCCGUCCACAAAAAAAAAAGGACUAUUGACUGUGGGGAAGACGAAGAGAAAGGCGAAGAGACUGGGCCGCCCGCCAUCUUCCAAAAAGACAUUGCUGGACUCUAAAGAAAAUAAAGAGAACAUUGAAGGACUCCAAAUAUUUUCCCAAAGGACAAAUAGCCCAGUUAGGGCACUGGCAGGUGCUGAAUCUGGAGAGGAAAUGGUCGCUGACUCAGAGGAUGAAUCCCCAAACAGAUUCACGCUGUUCCUGAAGCGUUACUACAAGACCAAGCACAACACCUUCGUGCCAACGCUAGAGGAGUUUGUGAUGCCGCGUCACCGUGACCGGUCUCCUGGCACAGGACAAAGGCAGUGACCCGUAGGCCUACAGGAAGGAUCACUAUUCCCUCUGCAGAUGGACACGGAUGAUUAUGCUCUCUUAUCACUAAGCAGCAUUAACCGGAAGAGCUGGGUCUCAGGGCUCUCAUGGCUAAGGACUGAUGGCUGGCUGUUCUUUUUUAAUAUAUGCAUUAUGCAAUUGUGCUUUUUACGGAGCCCUUGAAGGACAAUGGUGGGAAUUAUAUUUUAGAGGUGCUUUUGCCUUCCCUCGCAAUAUUUUUUGGAACGCAAAACUGAUUGCAAGGGAACGCAAAAGCAUUGCAAGGGAACACAAUAGAGGCUUGAAAGAAUAAAUUAAAAAAUGUAAAUAUAUAUAUAUUCUCACCAUGGUCCUUCGGGGGCUCUGUAGCUUUUAAACCUCAUCACUUGCGCACUUCUUUAGUGAAAAUGUACUAUUUUCUUGCAUCUACAUACUAUGUAUUUGAUGUUUAAUCCAUAUGAAUUUGGCUUUUGAAUGCCUAAACUACCUAAAUUACUUUAAUAUAAUAAUGAAUAAAUAAAGUCUUGAAUUGAAUUGUACAUAAAAA